Mollisia scopiformis is the source of this 2128-nucleotide messenger RNA. RefSeq names its product glutaminyl-tRNA synthetase-like protein. The transcript is spliced from 3 exons. Gene Ontology annotation, biological process: glutaminyl-tRNA aminoacylation; translation. Gene Ontology annotation, cellular component: cytosol; cytoplasm. Gene Ontology annotation, molecular function: ATP binding; glutamine-tRNA ligase activity. Lineage: Eukaryota; Fungi; Ascomycota; Leotiomycetes; Helotiales; Mollisiaceae. The coding region runs from base 127 to 1998 and encodes 623 amino acids. The record is from RefSeq and is a predicted model, not a curated record.
CUCACACGAUCAACUUCCAAAAGACUACAAAAGCUGCAACAUCUGUGUUCUGACAGGAAAAGCAAUUCGAUCAACUAUUACAGAUUCAACGUAUCGAAUCCGGUCCAUUCGGAGCGUAACGCAAUCAUGGCGGACGCAAUUACAGAAAGCACAGCUAAGCUUCAGCUCGAUGAGGAAACAGGGGAGAUGGUGUCGAAGGGGGAGUUGAAGAAACGUCUAGCCAAGAGAGCGAAGAAAGCAGCUCAAGCGAAGGCAAAAGCAGAGGCUCCUGCCCCGUUAGCUACCUCAGCUUUAAAGGCAGCUCAGAAAAACGUAAAGGCCGCAGAGGUGGAGCCCAUGAAUAUGUUCGCUCAAGGCUGGCUGGACGAGGUAUACAAGGAACGACCUGUCAAGCCGGUCGUCACUAGAUUUCCUCCUGAGCCCAAUGGAUACUUACACAUUGGCCACGCCAAAGCAAUUGCCGUCAAUUUCGGAUUCGCGAGAUAUCAUGGAGGAGAUUGUUAUCUACGGUUCGACGAUACAAACCCUGAAGCAGAAGAAGAGAAGUUCUUCACGGCUAUCAAGGAUAUUGUCGGAUGGCUAGGCUUUAAGCCUGUGGCAGUUACAUACUCAAGCGACAAUUUUGACAAGCUUUACGAGAAGGCGGAAGAACUCAUCAAGCUCGAGAAGGCAUAUGUGUGUCAUUGUGGAGAUGCAGAAAUCAAAGCUCAAAGAGGAGGCGAGGAGCGAGGACCACGAUUCCGAUGUGAACAUGCGAACCAGUCAAUUGAGCACAACCUGACGGAAUUCCGCGGUAUGCGAGAUGGAAAGUACAAGCCACGGGAAGCAUUUCUGCGGAUGAAGCAGAAUGUCGAAGACGGCAACCCUCAAAUGUGGGACCUAGCUGCCUACAGAGUCUUGGAUGCGGAGCACCACAGGACAGGACCUAAAUGGAAGAUCUACCCAACAUACGAUUUCACACACUGUCUUUGCGACAGCUUUGAAAACAUCACCCAUUCGUUGUGCACUACGGAGUUCAUCCAAUCCAGGGUCUCAUAUGAGUGGCUCAACACCUCACUUGGUGUCUACGAACCUAUGCAAAGAGAGUAUGGACGUCUGAACAUCACAGGCACCGUUCUGUCAAAGCGGAAGAUUGCGAAGCUGGUCAAUGAAGGACACGUUCGUGGCUGGGACGACCCAAGAUUGUACACGCUCAUCGGAAUCAGGAGACGUGGAGUGCCUCCAGGUGCAAUUCUCGAGUUUGUUAACGAGCUUGGCGUUACCACUGCGCCAACCAACAUUCAGCUUGCACGAUUUGACCAAACUAUUCGAAGAUAUCUGGAGCGUACGGUCCCGCGCUUGAUGUUGGUUCUCGACCCUAUUCCUGUGGUCAUUGAAGAUGCCAAAGAAGAAUUCGAUGUGGAGCUUCCUUUCUCCCCAAAGAUCCCAGCUAUGGGUAGUCACUGGGUCAAGUUAACAAAGACCGUGUACAUUGAGCGAAGUGAUUUUAGGGAAGUAGACAGUAAAGAGUACUUCCGUCUUGCCCCAGGAAAAUCCGUCGGUCUUCUUCAGGUCCCAUUACCGAUUAAGGCUGUCUCGUUCACCAAGGACGGAGACAAGGUAACGGAAAUUCGGGCAGUUUACGAUAAGUCGAAGCAGAAACCAAAGACAUACAUCCACUGGGUUGCAGCAGGAUCACGCAAAGUCGAAGUUCGCAUUCAUAAUGCACUUUUUAAGAGCGAGAAACCCGACAACGCUGAAGGCGGCUUCCUCAAUGAUAUCAAUCCCAACAGCGAAGAGAUUUGGCCACAUGCGAUGAUCGAGUCCGGCUUCGAUGAAGUCAGACGACGUGCACCUUGGCCAGAAGCUGCCGGAGAAUCGGAACUUGGCAAAGGUGGCCUCGAAUCUGUGAGAUUCCAGGCGAUGCGUGUUGCGUAUAUGGCCAUGGAUUCGGAUAGCACGAAAGAUAAGGUCAUCUUGAACAGGAUUGUGAGUCUGAAAGAAGAUGCUGGCAAAUAGAAAGGAUUGAAUAAGUCUUGUGAGUUGCAGCGAAUGCAUUAUUGGAGUUUUGUGAGGACGGCAGUGAAAGAAAGGCGCAAUUAUAGAGGAUAAUGAAAAAAUACGACCUACCCUCGGAUCUUUGGUAUCG